Condylostylus longicornis is the source of this 2503-nucleotide messenger RNA. RefSeq lists its product as uncharacterized. Gene Ontology annotation, molecular function: chitin binding. Gene Ontology annotation, cellular component: extracellular region. The record is from RefSeq and is a predicted model, not a curated record. NCBI's taxonomy places the organism in Eukaryota, Metazoa, Arthropoda, Insecta, Diptera, Dolichopodidae. The transcript is spliced from 2 exons. The coding region runs from base 79 to 2442 and encodes 787 amino acids.
UUGAAAUUCAAUUGGUGGUAGACUUUGACAUAAUUAAUCAUAUUUAAAUAUAAAUUUUAAAUUAUAAAUUAAAUUGAUAUGAAAGGAAAACUAUCCUUAUUUUCUGUUGUAUUUGCGUAUUGCUGUCUUUUAGCAUUAGCAAAACGUGAAUGCUUUCAGAAACAGUAUGGUUAUUUGACACCAGAUUCAAAUGAUUGCUCAAAAUAUUAUCGAUGUGAUGGUCAAGUAAAUACUCAAGAAUUGUAUUGGAAACAUGAAAAAUGUCCACCAUAUCAGUAUUAUAAUUCGACAGUUCACAAUUGUAUUCCAAAUUAUGGUAGUUGUAAUACUGCUUUAAUAACACAAUAUAUUCAUUGUAGAGAUAAUGACACAAUAUUAGAUCCAAGCGAUUCAAAAAAAUAUUUCAUUUGUGAAAAUGAUGGUUGGGCCCUAAGACAUUGUGUCCAUAGGCAUAUCUUUAAUGAAACUGAAGGACAGUGUGUAUUAGAGAAACAAUGUAUUAGCGGUACUAAUAAAUAUGAUGUAGAAGAUUGUUCUCAGUAUUUUGUUUGUAAUCAAAAUUCAGAAUGGGUUCUAAUGAAAUGUAAAGCAGAUAUGUAUUUUAAUCGAGAUGAAAAUAAAUGUGAAAUCGAUAUAAAUAAUGUUUGUGACACAAAAUUUACAAAUCCACCAUCGACAACCGUUAAACCCACAACUAUUAAACCAACAACUAUUAAACCAAAAACUAAUCCUCCAUCUACAACAAUUAAACCGAAAACCCAACCACCAUCCACAACAGUAAGAUCAAGUACUAAACAACCACCUAAAACUAUUAACCCAAAAAAAGAUUCAUUAAGUAGCAGUACUGAAUUACCAUCGUUAUCAACGAAAGCUCAAUAUGUUCCAGAUAAAUGUAUAGAGCGAACAACUAAACCUGAUUUACAAGAUUGUGCACGAUAUUUUACAUGUACAAAUGGAACGUGGAAUUUGAAUUUAUGCCCAGAAAAUCAUUAUUUCGAUAUAUUUUUCCUAGAUUGUCGUACAGAUUAUGAAGGUAUUUGCAAAAGUUCAACAUACAAUGAUAACAACAAAUUAGAGUUUUUAUGCAAAGAUGAUGAUGUAAAAGCAAACGAACAAAAUUGUAUGAAAUAUCUUAAAUGCAGUAAUCACAUGUGGAUACCAAUGAUAUGUGAGGAUGGUACCUAUUAUAAUGAAGAUGUAAGAGAGUGUGUAACAGAUAAUGGAGAAUGUAAUAACAAACCUCAAGGAGUUUUAAGUGAAAAUGAAGUUACUCCAGGAAUAAUUAAACAUAAUAAUAAUUGUGAUGAAGGUCAAACUAAAUUAGAUGCUUUAGAUUGUGGUCGCUAUUAUGAAUGCUCUGAUGAUAAAUGGGUGUCCAAAGAAUGUAAUAUAAAUAAAUAUUAUGAUAAUAUUAAAAAACAAUGCGUUAUUAAUAAUGGAAAAUGUGAUCGUGACUCAAGUGAAGAUAAGAAAAUUCAUAAAAGUAUUGAAAGAAAUGCCUGUGAAACAGGAGAAACUAAGCCCGAUCAUUUCGAUUGUACACGUUAUUAUACAUGCAGAAAUGAAAAAUGGGUUCCAGCACAAUGUAAACCUCGUAUGUAUUAUGAUGAUGAUAAAAGUAAAUGUAUACUAGACGAUGGAACAUGUAAUGAAGACCUUAAAAACCACCUAACUACCAAAAAAGCAAAAAUACCUUUAAAAAAUUGUGAUGAGGGUGAAACUAAGAAUCAUAUUUUAGAUUGUAAAAAAUAUUAUUUGUGUGAAAACGGUAUUUGGAAAUCAGUAAAAUGUGAAUCAAAAAUGUACUAUAAUUCUGACAGAAAACGAUGCAUUAUUGAUGAUGGAUCAUGUCAGAGCAUUGAUUCGGAAGAUGAAAAAUCGAACGAUAAUACUUGUAAAAAUGAUGAUAUGAAAGUAGAUGAAAUUAGUUGCAAUCGUUAUUAUUAUUGUCGUGACCAAGCUUGGGUAUUAUUAUCAUGUCCACAACGUUAUUAUUUCAAUGAAUCUAGUAGAUAUUGCUUACCGAAUAUUGGAAAUUGUGAAACAACAGUAUCUGAUUCGAAAACUGCUGAAUGUACAGAAGGGAAAUUCAAAUCGAAUUAUAAACAUGAAAGCCAAUAUCAGGAAUGUAUUAAUACAAAAUGGGUUGCAAAAAGUUGUAAAACCGGUUUCAAAUUUAAUAUGGUAUCACGAGAAUGUGAGAAAAAACUUAAUGUUGAAAAAGAAAAUACUAGAACAGAAAGACAAAUGAGUGCGGUACAGGAGAAAUGUGAAGAUGGUAAAGUUAAAAUAAAAGAAGGCAGUAAAAUGGCUUACUAUACUUGUUCAAAUGGUGUAUGGGAAUUGAAAACAUGUCCUGGUGGUUUCAUAUUUGAUUUGAGUUCAACAAUCUGUAUGCCUGAUAUGAAUCUUAGAAAUUUAGAGAUAACGAAAUCUAAAUAAAUCAAUUGAAAAUUUUUAAUAUUAAACGAAGCUUUUAAAACGAACUGCUGCUGUUUUGUUU